Messenger RNA from Zophobas morio, 396 nucleotides. RefSeq lists its product as uncharacterized. Gene Ontology annotation, molecular function: odorant binding. NCBI's taxonomy places the organism in Eukaryota, Metazoa, Arthropoda, Insecta, Coleoptera, Tenebrionidae. The coding region runs from base 1 to 396 and encodes 131 amino acids. The transcript is spliced from 2 exons. The record is from RefSeq and is a predicted model, not a curated record.
AUGAAGCUACUGUUCGUGAUUCUUCUUCUUUCCACUUGUGUCUUGGCUGCAUUAUCUCCCGAACAAAUUACUAAACUCGAGCCAAUCAGCAAAAAAUGUAGAACGGAAUCUGGCCUAACCGUAGAAGAAGUAACUAAACUCCGCACUACUCAACAAUAUGAAAAUUCUCCUAAACUUAGAAAACAGGCUCUUUGCCUCUAUAAAAAGACUGGAUUCAUUUCGGAGUCAGGGGACAUCAACAGCGAAGUUGUCAAAAGUAGACUACAGGCGGCUGGAGCCAGUGACGACACAAUCGCCAACAUUUUGAAGUCCGCCAAAAACACACCGGAAGAAACAGCGUUUGCAUUGUCAAAGUCCAUUCACAGUAAUGUAGAAAAUUUUUCACCAACUGACUAA